Mesorhabditis belari is the source of this 288-nucleotide messenger RNA. The record is from the annotation of a GenBank genome assembly. NCBI's taxonomy places the organism in Eukaryota, Metazoa, Nematoda, Chromadorea, Rhabditida, Rhabditidae.
AUGCAAGAACAAAUUCAGGAUAAAGCGGGUGAGCAACUUCAACGAUUGAAUUGGGAGCGUCUGAAGAAAAAGAUCCACGGUCUCGUCAAUAAAGUCAACGCCAGCAAUCUUGUCGGAAUUGUGCGAGAGCUUCUGCAAGAAAACAGUACCCGUGGAAAGGGUUUGCUGACCGGAUCGAUGAUUCAAGCACAAGUCUUUUCUCCUCAAACUUUUCAUCCUGUAUUUCGAGAAAGUCACGAUUUUGUGUUUCAAAUUAAACUUGGACUUGAACUGAACUUAAACUCGACU